CAGGAACUGUGGCUGAUAAGAGGAAGCAGUGUGUUUUGCUGCCAAGUCUGCUUUUCCCUGUGACUAAAGACAAUUCUUUGCAGACAGAUCUGUCCCUGGUCUGUCCUUACUUAAGUACCUCUCACUUUCAAACCAUUACACUUCCUCCCAGAUCUGACAUUGCGCUGACUUUGCUCUCUUACAGUUGUCAACAAACAAAUGGAGAGUUAAAAGCAAUACCUCAGAAAUGUAAGACCCUGAGCCUACAAGAGGCGCACUGCAGCAGACCUUUGUUCCGACCACUAAUGAUACUGAAAAAUACCUACGAGAUAGAUGCAGAGAGAACAUGCAGGCGGGCUAAUCUCAAAGGUUCUGUGUAGUUCUGUAGGCUGUAGUAGAGUGUAUGUAAUGAGAUUAUGUUGGCUUAGUAAGACAAUAAACAAAACAGUGUGAAAAUCUAUAUAUAUAACAUCCAAGUUAAGAACCAGGCUCACAUAUGCAGCAGAUAUUCAGAAUAACAUCUUCAUGGCCUCUGCACAGAUGUAGACAUGGAGAGUAAAAAGUGGAAAACAAAAUUAUGGAAGACAUCUAUUUUGUAUAAGGCUAAGAGAGAGAUGUAAUUUCAACCAAUGGAGAAAAAUGUCAUAGCACUGAUAUACGUUAAAGAAAAAUGUCCUCUGUUUGCCAGGUUUGACAGGAGAGGAUAUUUGAAAUACUUAAAAUAAGACAUUAAAUGAUCCACAAAGCAUAAAAUACUUCUUUUGUACUUCUUAAGAUAGGUAAUAAUAUGCAGGUCACACCUGAGGAUGCUUACCCUGCUCAAACAGGGUUAGUAGGCGUAGUCACCUCAUGCCUUUCAUCCCCAUCAUUAUCAUGUUGUUCCCCUGCUGCACUGCAGGGGGCGAUGUGUGCAGAGUCACUGCCACAGGCAUCAGGUGAUCCCAUAGACUGUAUAUAAAAAGGGUGAUCUACAAAGUGUCAGAUGGCAAAAAAAAACUAUAGCCUAUGAUAUGUGUCAGUUUUCUGUCAUUUUUGGUCUUUAAGAUGACAACUUUCUACUGAAAUAAAAUUAAUAAAAGUCAGGGUUUUUUUAAAAAUUGUUUUUCAACAAAUAGGAGUCAUCAUUAGUAUGCUUAAAUCUCUUCAGAUGGUGGGACUGCUGCUGUGUUUUGAUUUGAGACCAAGUUACAUGAACAACAAACCACACAAACCUUAUUGGUGUUUAUUAACAGAAGUGAGAUCAACAAUACAUAGUUUCUCUGCACCACAAUCCAAGUAAAAUCAUGUAUGAAGCUUUAGCUGGUACCAGGUAAUUAGGGCAUUGAUACACAAUGCUUAUAGGUGAAGGUAUAAGCAUUAUAUAAUUGGCUUGCUAUGAUGUGUGAAUGUCUAUUCUAAAGUAUUUAUGACAGCUAAUCAGGCUUAGCGGAGCUGGGUCAGCACACAGUUGUGUUGGUGUGUGUAUCUGUAAGCAGCACAGAGGAGCACAUGUGUGUUCUGCUGCUUUCAGCACCCUAUUAUUGCUGUUGCACAUUCAUGGGAUUUAUAACUUUGCUGUCCAGAAUAAUCAGAAAGGUAAGUUUUUAAUUUGGUUGAUUGUAAUUUCAUUUUGUUUAUUUGGGACACAAGUACCACAACCGUCAGCUUAACAAGUUGUAUCUCUGUUAAAGGUCCUGGAUAGGUAGCCCAGCUGGGGCAUAAUCCUUCAUAUCUACAGUGUGAUAGUUCAGGCUGAUCUUGGGGUUGUCCACUUGUGCCGGAUAAUGCCGACCUUGACCCCGCACAUACCAGUACCACGGCCCUCCUACUCCCAGGCCAGGGAGAACCUGGUGAAGGCUAUCCCACCCAGACUCCUCUGUCUGCUUGCCUGUGGUGGAAAAGACUGUCGCUACGAAGGACCAGACUGCUGGAAACUAAACCAGCAGGCCAUUCGAGGACUUUUCUCCUCCUGGGUGACAGAUGACAUAAUUGCCAUGGCACGACCAUCCACUUAUUUGAUUGAGAAGUACAACAUCAUAGAACAGUUCCAAAGGUUGAACAUCAGAUCAAUCAUCAACAUGCAGCUGCCAGGGGAGCACGCUCACUGUGGACCUCUCCUAGACCCUGGAAGUGGUUUUACAUACUCUCCACAGAUCUUCAUGGACAAUGACAUUUACUUUUACAACUUUGGGAUGCCAGAUUUCGGUGUGUCCUCUCUCGUUGGCAUAAUUGAUGGAGUGAAGGUUUUGGCCUUUGCUGUGAGAGAAGGAAGAGUGGCCGUGCACUGCCAUGCAGGCUUGGGCAGGACAGGUGUCCUGAUUGCCUGUUACUUGAUCUACACCCUGCGCAUUAGCCCAAGUGAGGCCGUCCACUACGUGAGGAUUAAACGGCCUCGCUCUAUCCAAACCCGAGCACAGAUCAGCCAGGUGUUUGACUUUGCUCGCUUGCUUGGUACACAGCUGGCCCAAUACCCAGACCUCAGCCUGCGGCAUGGAGCCCCUUUCACCCUGCAGCACUAUCUAAACCGACAGGCGCUACUGCUGCACGGCCAGGAGGCACGCACCCUCAGACAAACACCAAAGGUGGUGUAUCUCCUAUGUGUGCGCCUCUCCAGCUUAGCCCUGGGUCUCCCUGCUUCUCCAGAGGUCCACACUGAGUUGGAAAAGAGGUCAGCACUGAGGACCCUGAGCAGGACUGUGAGGGAGACCCUGGUGGCCAAACAGUACUUGCCAUUGCUGAGGGAAGGUCAUAAGGGCUCAUGGGCUGGCUCGGGGUCCGUGUCCUCCUGGGAUGAGCCGCUGGGAUUCUUGGAGAGGAAGAGAGAGGUUCUGCUGAACAAACGCAGCUAUAGCGACUCUGACCUCAGCAAGAUUACAGUAAAUGAGGAUCUGGAGCUGAGUCCAUACUUGACCCCAGCACUUGGAAAUGAGAAACACUGGUGUGUACAAGAUCUUAUACACACUGAUCUGAGACCAAUUAGUCCCGUCCUUGCCAGUAUUUCACAUGGUCACCAGACCUUAAAAAAGGAGUCUCAUAAACUCAACAUCCCAAUAUCCAGCAUGAAAACAAGCAAAAGCUGCUCUAAGCAGUUGAACUGCACAGCUAAAAAGGCUCUUCCCAAAUACAGCUCCAACAUUGAGUUGUGCAGAAAUCCACAUAAUCCAGGCCCAACCUCAGUGGCCCGUGCUGUUGCUAAGGCAAUGGCUGACCAAUGUCCUCCAGGAGAAACCAUACUGCAAAGGUCGGCUCUGCUGCAGGAGGAGCUGAACAGUAGUGAAUGUGGAUGGGCUCUGCUGGUCACCGAGUCAGAUCCUCAUGUUCUCAGUUGUCUGUUGUGGACCUGGCUGGAAAAGUUAAGGGACCCUGUUUUGAGUGCAGAGGAUGUGGACAGGUUGUGUAUUGGAGCAAAAAACAGGAAGCCUCUCAGUGUGCUCAAGAAGCCACAGAAACACACCAUCUAUUGUCUGCUGAGCUGUGUGAGUACGGUGACCAGCCUGUGUCCACACAGAGAGGAUGCAGUGCUGCAACGGCUGAUUCGGGCACUUACAAAGCGCCCCCAAGAGGAAAUAGGAAGCCAUGCAACUUUGAUGAAGGUCCUGAAGGCCAGUUUGAGAGAAACCUUCCCUAACUGCAGAUACCUGAUGAGGGCCUGCAGCACCAAUGCUACACUUUGAAGAACAUAAUCCACAUCAAAACAACAACAGAGCCGUUUUCUGUGUAAAAAACUGUCAGUAUUUCAUCCUGGGCACCUGAUUGUGGACAAAAUCAACAGGUGUCAUUUUCGUGGUAGACAUUUUCUUACAAUAGGAAAAGCACAGGUGCAAACAUAAGUCCUAUUUAGCUGACUGAUUGUUACACUGUCACGGCCUGAACAGAACAGAGUCUCAGUGUUAUUAGUAACACCUGUGCUUUUUGCACCCCAAGCCCAUCUUACAGUAACAACUCAAUUAUAUCUUCAUCUUUACAAAAUAUAAAGCGCACAAUGGGUAUGGAUUCAAAACUAGUUGUCUCUAUAUUUUAGACAUAUCAAAUAAACUGCCAACUAAAAUGUACAUUUUAACUAUGAUAAUUGUGAUGUAAAGAGAGCUCUCUAACACUGCAAUGUUAUGUCUAUGUUUGAACAGUACAAAUGCCAGUGUUUGUCUAGUGUGGUUACAGUGGCUCAAGACCCUCAGAUCUAAGUCCCCUUAUAUUUGAACAUAAAUGUGUCCUUGAAAACACAGUCAAACAAACAGCCAGAAAAAAACAUGAAAAGUUAGGUGGAUGCAAACAGUGGGAUUCUAGGCCUAAUUCACCUAUGCCAUUGGCAACUCCUGCAUACUGUCAUGGAACAGUUGUUAAACUUGAAACAAAGCCCCCAUAUUAGAUUAAAUAAUGAUGCUGAGACAAUAUUUAUUGUAAUACAUUUUGUUUCAUGCCUACUUUCAGUAGUGUGUAGCUACUGUACCUUAGUACAAGCAGAUUAAAUCUAACCAGUGUGUCACAGUGUGACCCUGUGGCCUGUUACAGCUUUUUAUACCUAAUAAAUCAUUUACACCA
Molecule: messenger RNA, 4497 nt
Organism: Toxotes jaculatrix (banded archerfish)
Lineage: Eukaryota; Metazoa; Chordata; Actinopteri; Toxotidae
Exons: 12
Coding region: 1743-3632 (629 amino acids)
Biological process (GO): protein dephosphorylation; cilium assembly
Molecular function (GO): protein tyrosine/serine/threonine phosphatase activity
Source: RefSeq, a predicted model, not a curated record